CUGACACAUAACCUCUAUAUUUUAUUAUUUUAAUUAUUUUUCGCUUUUCUAUUCAAAGGCAAGUGAGUUUUUAUGAUUUGUGUUUAUAUGUUAGUAUCAUCUUCAUUCAUAUGAUGGAAAACAACACAGACCAUUCCGAGCAAAACAAUUUUACUCCUUUAACAGUGCAAGACGUAGACGUAGACUUCUUGCCUAUUGUGUACGAAAUCAUUCGCAGCGUUGAACGAGAUUUUCACGACAAUUCUGCCAAGGCGCGCGAGUCUCAGGAUUGCAGUCAAAAGGUGCUAGAAUUACAAAAGAAACUUGACAUUGCUCGGUCUCAGAUAAAGAAACUGCCCGGUAUAGAGUACAACAAACAAGAUCAGCUCAAGCAAUUUGAAAUUCUUCGCACACAGCUGCGGCUCAAACGCGAGCUACUGCAGAAAUACCGGAACAUGUGCUCCUUUGAAACAUCUUUCAAGUGAUCUAUACAAUGCCUUUACGUACCCUGCUCAGGUACUUGGCAAACAAUGAACAGCUUGUUCAACGGAUUGCGGAGUCAUACCCAGUGAGACGUGCGGCGCAACUCGCAGUCUCAUUCUUCUACAGAGGCAAGGAAAAACUC
Molecule: messenger RNA, 604 nt
Organism: Pectinophora gossypiella (pink bollworm)
Lineage: Eukaryota; Metazoa; Arthropoda; Insecta; Lepidoptera; Gelechiidae
Gene: MED9
Product: mediator of RNA polymerase II transcription subunit 9
Exons: 3
Coding region: 111-464 (117 amino acids)
Biological process (GO): regulation of transcription by RNA polymerase II
Cellular component (GO): mediator complex
Molecular function (GO): transcription coregulator activity
Source: RefSeq, a predicted model, not a curated record